AGAUUCAGUUGUGCGCCAAGCUUAGCUUCGGCCUCUUCGCUUCACUCCGCUCCGUGGGAACUCCGCUGUGGCACCUGAUAUCGUCCAUAUUAUCGCGCCGUUUAUUUUGAUAACUGCUUCUGCGGUCGGUCUGUAAUAUUGUUGUAGGCCAAACAUUAUCCGGAAAUCACUGACGACGUCUUGAGAAAGGACUAACAAGGGUCCGAUUGCGCAACGAAAAUGCUGAAGCCAUCGAUUAUCUGCCUCUUUUUGGGCAUUUUGGCGAAAUCAUCGGCGGGCCAGUUCUACUUCCCCAACGAGGCGGCCCAGGUGCCCAACUAUGGGCGCUGCAUAACGCCAAAUCGGGAGCGGGCGCUGUGCAUCCAUCUGGAGGACUGCAAGUACCUAUACGGCCUGCUGACCACCACCCCGCUCCGGGACACAGACCGGCUUUACCUGAGUCGCAGCCAGUGCGGCUAUACGAACGGCAAGGUGCUCAUCUGCUGUCCGGACCGCUACAGGGAGAGCUCAUCGGAGACGCCCCCGCCGCCCAAGCCCAAUGUAACCAGCAACAGCCUUCUGCCGCUGCCAGGACAAUGCGGCAACAUCCUGUCCAAUCGCAUUUACGGCGGAAUGAAGACCAAGAUCGACGAGUUCCCCUGGAUGGCUCUAAUUGAAUACACCAAAAGCCAGGGUAAGAAGGGUCACCAUUGCGGGGGCUCCUUGAUCAGCACGAGAUAUGUGAUCACAGCCUCGCAUUGCGUCAAUGGAAAGGCGCUGCCCACCGACUGGCGGUUGUCCGGUGUUCGUUUGGGCGAAUGGGAUACCAACACUAAUCCCGAUUGCGAAGUGGAUGUGCGCGGCAUGAAGGACUGCGCGCCACCGCAUCUGGACGUGCCCGUGGAGCGCACUAUACCCCAUCCCGACUAUAUACCGGACUCCAAGAACCAGGUCAACGACAUAGCCCUGCUGCGUCUGGCCCAGCAGGUAGAGUACACCGACUUUGUGCGUCCCAUUUGCCUGCCCCUGGACGUAAAUCUGCGGUCGGCCACCUUCGACGGCAUCACCAUGGACGUGGCCGGCUGGGGCAAAACGGAGCAGCUGUCGGCCAGCAACCUCAAGCUUAAGGCAGCCGUGGAGGGUUUCCGUAUGGAUGAGUGCAAGAACGUCUACAGCAGCCAGGACAUUCUCCUCGAGGACACACAGAUGUGUGCCGGCGGCAAGGAAGGCGUCGACUCCUGUCGCGGUGACUCCGGGGGACCGCUCAUCGGCUUGGACACCAACAAGGUGAACACCUACUACUUCCUGGCCGGCGUCGUGUCCUUUGGACCGACUCCGUGCGGUCUGGCCGGUUGGCCAGGAGUUUACACGCUGGUGGGGAAGUACGUUGAUUGGAUACAAAACACUAUUGAGUCCUGAUUGUAAAAUGUCCUUUUGUAAAUAAAUUCGACUAACGGCUUCCGUUUAAAAAUUGCUUUAAA
Drosophila sechellia is the source of this 1460-nucleotide messenger RNA. It is a transcript of the gene ea, whose product is annotated as easter. Gene Ontology annotation, molecular function: serine-type endopeptidase activity. The record is from RefSeq and is a predicted model, not a curated record. The transcript has 3 exons. Gene Ontology annotation, biological process: proteolysis. Bases 220 to 1398 code for a protein of 392 amino acids. NCBI's taxonomy places the organism in Eukaryota, Metazoa, Arthropoda, Insecta, Diptera, Drosophilidae.